Molecule: messenger RNA, 1268 nt
Organism: Sipha flava (yellow sugarcane aphid)
Lineage: Eukaryota; Metazoa; Arthropoda; Insecta; Hemiptera; Aphididae
Product: nucleolin-like
Exons: 6
Coding region: 221-1024 (267 amino acids)
Source: RefSeq, a predicted model, not a curated record
UGUGACGUUUGUGUGUGCCCGCAAAUCUGCUCCCUGUCUACUCCGUUCUACGUUUUGUGGUAAAAACCCGAAUUUGUCAAUCGGUCGUGGUGAACAUCAAAUAUCGGCUGUAGACUGGUUUGCAUCCAACUAUCGAUUCCUUCUUCCCAUUUGGUUGGUGCUGCGUAAUCGUUGUUUUGCGACGUUACACACAGGCCUGAGGAACGCGUCAAACGCGGUCAUGAUGAAAAGUAAAGAAGUAGUAGCUGAUGAUUCUGAAAAUGAGUUUGAAGUGGAUGAACCUGAAGAGGUAGAUGAUCAUUCAGAUGACGAAUGGGCUCCUAGUGCUGCUACCAAAACUCCCGGUAAAAGAGGACGACCUGCUAGAAAUACUCCUGGUAAAAAGAAGAAGCAAAAGACUACAGAUGAAGACGAUGAUGACGAGGAAGAAAAAGAACGAGGAUCAAAACCUAGAACACCUACCCCAGCAAAACCACGUGGAAGAGUAGCAAAAGGCAAAGCUAAGAAAGAAGAACCUGAAGUAGAACCAGAAGAGGAAGAAGAAUUUGAUGAAGAAGAUGAAAUUGAGGAUGAAGAAGAAGAUGAAGAAGAUGAUGAAGAUGUCGAAGAAGAAGAAGAAGAGCUUAAUCAGGGACCAAAUGCAAAACCUGCAAAAAAAUUUACGUCUGGUGCCUUUGUUGUCCUUAAAACUGAUAUGCUUGGUAAAGGCAAUCCUCCUGUAUGGAAAAUUGAUGGAAAGGCAUUACUGCAAAAAUAUGUUCCAUUCAAACAGGAUGGUAAAGUAUUAUACAAAAAUACUUCAGUUUAUUCUGGUUGGGGUUCUAAUGUCAAAGAGCAAUAUUACUCUGCACCAGUAUCAUUUAUACAGCAGACACGUAAAGAACACAUAAUCGAGUUUUACAAAGAUAAAAUCAAGAAGGAUCCUAAAAUUGAAGAAGCUGCAAAGAAAGAAUUGGAAGAAGAUGAAGAAGCUGAUUUAGAAGGUGGAGGUGAUGAUGAAAAAGUCGAUCAAGAUGAAGCAUAAUUGUUACAUGUAACUGAAUGAGUAAUUCACUCCUCAAAUAUUUUGUGUUCUAAUAUUUUCAGUACCAUUAGUAACAGCUUUUUUCAUUUUAUAUUGACAGUGACAAUUUGUAUUAUAUUGUUUGUUUUUCACAUAAUUAGCACAAUAAAUAUUUGUGAACUUUUAUAAAAUCAUUAUUUUGAUGCUAAAUUUGAAUUGAUAUUUACUGUAUAACCUUUUUUAUUCCUUUAUAUUUAGAUAAGUG